Gamsiella multidivaricata is the source of this 1184-nucleotide messenger RNA. Its product is annotated as Polymerase/histidinol phosphatase-like protein. Gene Ontology annotation, molecular function: histidinol-phosphatase activity. Gene Ontology annotation, cellular component: cytoplasm. The record is from RefSeq and is a predicted model, not a curated record. The transcript is spliced from 3 exons. Gene Ontology annotation, biological process: L-histidine biosynthetic process. Bases 51 to 1130 code for a protein of 359 amino acids. Lineage: Eukaryota; Fungi; Mortierellomycota; Mortierellomycetes; Mortierellales; Mortierellaceae.
CAUUCCUCAUUCCUCUCUCCUCAUUCUCCCUUCAUCGCCGAGAAUAAAGAAUGUUUUCGUUCCACUCGCAUUCAGGCCAGUUUUGUAUGCACGCCAAGGGCACGCUCGAACAGGUCGUACAGUCCGCUAUCGAACGACGCUUCACGACCUAUGGCCUCUCCGAGCAUAUGCCUCGCUAUAGUCCCGAUCAGCUCUAUCCGGAAGAGUCCCAUCUGACAACCCAGGACCUCGAGAGAAAGUAUGACCAAUUCCUACAGGAAGCUAUAAGACUCCAGCAAAAAUACAGCGACAAGAUCUGUCUCCUGAUCGGUCUCGAGACCGAAUACUUUGACUCCAAAUCCAUCGAUCUUGUUCGCAACCUUCGACAGCCCAACCGUCAAAGCCGAUUCUUGACUACAGAAACAGUGGAAGGAAUAUCGAUCUUACCACAAGUCCAGUACAUCGUGGGAUCGCUGCACCAUGUCCGUGGAGUACCAUUGGAUUUUUCACAGGAGUUGUAUCUCAAGGCAUUGGAGGAUGUGGGCCAAGGAUCAUGGGAGAAAUUAUUUGAAAUGUAUUUUGAUUCACAGUUUGAAAUGCUUCAAGGGUUGGAACCAGAGGUCGUGGGACAUUUGGAUCUGGUGCGCAUUUUUUUCAGUGCGAUCAAGGGACACUAUCACCAUCACCAUCACCAUCAGGAGGAUGGAAAUGAGCAGGAACAGGAGCAGGAGGACCCCACAGUUUCGAGCCAGAACAGAUUGACGGACAACCUGUGGAGGCUGGUGAAGCGGAACGUCGAUUUCGUGAUCGCGUAUGGAGGCCUAUUUGAACUCAACUCGCGUGCAUGGAAGAAGGGCCUUGCCGAUGCGUAUCCACAACGUGACAUUUUAGAGUACAUCCUCUCGAAACAAGGAAGGGUGACCUUGUCGGAUGACUCUCAUGGGCCCGAUGACGUCGGCAUGUUUUACGACCCAGAGCUGAAGGGCUAUCUCGAACAGAUGAAGAUCGAGCAGGUGUAUUACCUUGCUCCUAAUAGUAGUGAGCUGAAUCGUCCUUACACCACCAAUGCUUCAGCAGGGACCGGGUCUUUUCAGCAUGUCCAUGUCCGAUCUAUACCCCUGGCAGACUUGCAUUUCUACGAGAAGCAGUAAUAGACCAUUCAUCAUCAUCAUUAUAAUAAACCAGAGAAAAAAUAUGUCAAGUGC